AUGCUGAAUUGGAUGAGAAUAAGCAUAUUUUUUCAAGCUUAUGGUUGUACUGCUGGAUUCACGUUGAUUACAGCAUUUUUUCCAGGCAAAAUUGUACCGAAGUAUACUUUACCGAUACCGUUAUUGUUGCCUUUUGAGGAUCAACAUGAACCUGUAGCUUUUUGGACAACUGCGGCGCUUCAAACGUUGAUGAUAGGCUGUGGCGGUUCAUUGCUCAUUUACUUUCUCGGUCACUUUUUAUGCUUAAUUUUGCAUAUUUUCGCCUUUUUGGAUCUCAUUAAAGACUCAACUCACGAAAUGAAGCAAGAUUUGAAGAAAACUCCCAUGGAUUGCAUUAAAAUUCUAACCAACAUGAUUUGCGAAGUAAAUUCCGUCGUUUCAGCUAUCAACAAGAUUUUUCGUGACAUUUUCUUGGAUCUCGAAAUCGGGACUUUAUGCACUUUCUUUUUAUCUGGAUUGGUAAUUCUCAUUUUGAAAGAGCAAUAUUUCUAUGCAAUUUGCAUCAACAUCAUUGGAUUCAUGUAUUUUUCAUGCUGUUACGUCAACGACAAGAUUUUAAACAAAUUUGAACAAAUUCAAAGUGCAAUUUAUGACUUGCCAUGGUACGAGUUGGAAGUUAAACAUCAGAAAAUGUUCCUGAUUUUGUUGAAUUGUGACAAAAUUAAUCGAGGAUUUACCGCUGGAGGCUUUCAUUCCUUGAGUUUGGCCCGAUUUGCGACAAUUUGUCACGCUGGAUACUCGAAUUUUUUGGUUUUGAGAGAUUUGGUUUUGAAAUAUAAGUAA
Messenger RNA from Culicoides brevitarsis, 783 nucleotides. RefSeq lists its product as uncharacterized. The record is from RefSeq and is a predicted model, not a curated record. The transcript has a single exon. Gene Ontology annotation, biological process: sensory perception of smell; detection of chemical stimulus involved in sensory perception of smell. Gene Ontology annotation, molecular function: odorant binding; olfactory receptor activity. Gene Ontology annotation, cellular component: plasma membrane. Lineage: Eukaryota; Metazoa; Arthropoda; Insecta; Diptera; Ceratopogonidae. Bases 1 to 783 code for a protein of 260 amino acids.